GUACAGACUCUUAUACUCACUUUUAGAGAGAGGAAGCAGAGAGAGAGAGAGAGAGAGAGGGGAAGUGGGGGGGCGGAGCCGAAAAGAGGAUCAACAAUUGGACCGAAAGUGGAAGGAGGCAGCAACCGAGCGGAGCGGAAUCCUUCCCUCUGUGUUCCUGCUUUGUUGACUGAUGAGUGCAUUUCGCGAGUUUCCAGAAAAGCGAUUUCAGUCUGAUCGCGUUUGGUGACCAAGUCGAAGCACUGCCGAGCGUGGUGUUAGGGCUUAUGCACAUGUUGUAUGUGUGUCUGAGAUGUUCCUUUCCUCUUCUGGAUGUGAUCUGAAGAUGCGCCGGUGGAGUACGUGGAAGAUCAAGAGAUUGUAGGAUUGUGCACUGUGAGGUCGGUGAUUGACUGGAGGAAUUGCGAUUUGUGUUGUCUGUGAAUUGAGGUAUUGGUUGGCACCGCUCGCCGGCUUUUGCUGAUGGAGUCCCGAAUGGAUCAGUACGAGAUCAUGGAGCAGAUUGGCCGCGGAGCUUUUGGAGCCGCCAUUCUCGUCAAUCACAAGCAGGAGAAGAAGAAGUAUGUCUUGAAGAAGAUUCGUCUGGCAAGACAGACGGAGCGUUGUAGGAGAUCUGCUCAUCAAGAGAUGGCACUGAUUGCACGCAUUAAGCAUCCUUACAUUGUCGAAUUUAAGGAAGCGUGGGUAGAGAAGGGUUGCUAUGUUUGCAUCAUUACUGGGUACUGUGAAGGAGGAGACAUGGCUGAAUUGAUGAAAAAAUCAAAUGGGCAGUAUUUUUCAGAGGAGAAAUUAUUGAAGUGGUUCACUCAACUACUAUUGGCUGUGGAGUAUCUGCAUGCAAAUUUUGUUUUACAUCGGGACCUAAAAUGUUCAAAUAUCUUUCUUACCAAAGAUCAAGAUAUUCGUCUUGGGGAUUUUGGACUUGCUAAAACCUUGAAGGCAGAUGACUUGGCUUCUUCAGUAGUUGGAACUCCAAAUUACAUGUGUCCAGAACUUCUUGCAGACAUUCCUUAUGGUUUCAAGUCAGAUAUUUGGUCCCUGGGUUGUUGUAUGUAUGAAAUGGCUGCUCAUCGCCCUGCAUUUAAAGCAUUUGAUAUGGCAGGAUUGAUAAGUAAGAUAAACCGAUCGUCCAUUGGUCCUUUACCUUCCUGUUAUUCUCCAUCCUUAAAAACACUUAUCAAAGGCAUGCUAAGAAAGAACCCUGAACAUCGACCAAGUGCAUCAGAUGUCUUGAAGCAACCAUAUUUGCAGCCUUAUGUUGAGCACUACCGCCCAUCAUUCAACCCUGCUGCUUGUUCUCCAGAAAAGCCUCUUUCUGGUGCUCGUGAUACUAGGAGGAAUUUGGCUGAAAGCCAAAGCAGCAACAGUUCUUGCAGCGAUAAAGAUAGCUUGUUUUCAAGUGACAAAAAUGUUGUGGCUGCAGCAUUUAAUUUUGAGAGCAAAGGUACUGAUACAGAUUUGGCUUCCACUGAGGAUGAGGUUAGCUGUCAGCAGUUGGUGCUAAGUGAUGAACAACAUGGGAACAAAAUACGUCCCCCAAAAAUGGAUGGUGAAGAACUGAUGAAACAUGUGCAUGCUGAACAGAGAUGUCCUGUUGAAGCCAAGCAGCCAAAAACUGUAAAAAAUAUUAUAAUGGCUCUGAAAGAAGGCAAAGGUAGAGAAAAUAGUUCCCCUUUGAGAAGCAAUCGUACAAAAGCUGGGGCAGCAGGGGCCCAGAGAAAUAACUUAGAAGCAUCUCCUAAAGUCCCCAAACCUAGUCCAGUCACUCCUGGUUUCAAGGUUAAUAAUGUAGAGGAGCCGCCUUCUGUCCCAGCAAAGCCUGGCGGUGAUUCUGCAAAGCGUAGUCUGGGAUCACAUACUUUGAAGCAUCAGUUACCUGUUGUGGACUCCUCACUCAAUACAAAACAGAGACAUGAUGGAAUCCCUCCUGGCCCUACAAGGCAUGUUACUGAAGAUGGUAUUCCAGGAAAGCCAAGACUAAAAACACCUCCUAAUUUGCCCAGAAGACCAUUUUCUGGACAGUUGAAGCAAACAGUGAUUGAUGCCCCCGUUGCAGUGGCCAAUACUACGAAGGUUGGUCCAAAUGAGACAACUCAAGAUCCUGAGAAGACUUUCUUUAAAAUGCCAAAUGGUCGCUUUACUCAUGUUGCAGAAGAGAUAGUACCGGAGUUAGAUAAGGGUUUUGUGGGAGGUUCCAAGGGUAUUCCACUAGAUAGCAGCAAUUCUGUCUCGUCUUCAAUUUCAAUUCAAGCAUGUGAGCUUUCUGAUGAUGCAACAACUCCUCUUGCUGCCUUGACAGAUUGGAUACUUCCCGACCAUGGAACAGUUACCUGGACUGGAAGUUCAAACUCGACCUGGUCCUCUGUAGCUUCCCCGUUCCAAUCUGACAUGGCUGAGAACAGGACAAGGGAAAACUUUGGAGCUGACCAUAAAUCUAUACAACUGGAAAUCUCUGAGGAUCCCUUAAAUCUGGAGACUCUGGCCACUAAUACAGAAAAAGCAAGUCCUAGUGCACCUUUGAAGGUCCCAUGCCAACACCCUGAAGAAAUAUAUGUUUUAAAGGGUGAUAACCAUUCAAGCAGGACUGAUACUGUUACUGAGGUCCCAAGCCAGUGUUCUGAAGAAAAAUCUGUUUACAAGGAUGAGAAGCCUUCAAGCAGUAGUAGCAGCUGGUCUGAUGAAGGGCCCCAGUUAAAUCUCACCUCUAAAUCUAAGGGUAAUGAUAAGUUUACUGUGAGGGAACUUCUGUCAUCUGUACCCAAUGGUAACACUUCCCCAGGCUCCCUCUUUUCUAGCCAGAAGAAUUUUCUACCGGACAAACAAACCAUUUCACAACAUUCAGCUAUUCCCGCAGAAAAUGUUUCACAAAAUUCAGUUGUUGAAAAACCAGCUACCACGCAUCUUCCUCCGGCUUUUGAUGACGUCAUACAUGUCAUAAGGCACAGCAGUUUUCGAGUUGGGAUGGAGGUAGAAACCAUGGAGAGGGGGAGGGGCACGGAUGUAGGGAAGCUGACAAACGUAGUCAAGGAUGAGACCGAGACAAAAAGUGUUGCAGGUCCUUCUACUCUGAAAUCAUCUAGCUGCUCCGAAACUCCAAGCCUGAAAUCAAAUUCAUCCGACAAUUCUGGCAUCAAGGAAGUGGAUAUGAAACAUCCGACGUCUCCAAAUACCAAAGUUGAAGCUUCUUCAAAGCCAGCAAAAUCUAAACCUCCUGCAACAGAAGAAGAAACGCCAGUCAAGGAAACGCUAGAUGUUAAGUCUUUUAGGCAGAGGGCAGACGCAUUGGAAGGGCUAUUAGAAUUGUCUGCAGACUUGCUCCAGCAAAACAGACUGGAAGAGCUUGCAGUUGUUUUAAAACCUUUCGGUAAAGAUAAGGUUUCUCCAAGGGAGACGGCUAUCUGGUUGGCAAAAAGUCUGAAAGGAAUGAUGCUUGACGACUCUGGGCGGAAUACUACUGCUACCCCUACGUAAAUCAUGUAUUCUGCUGCUGGUAAAUGUUGGUUGGUCUAAUUUCUUUUCCUUGAUAUUUGCUUAAGUUAGCACUGAGGUUAUUGCCUUGAUUUUCUUCUAUUCAAGUUCCAUUCAAAUUUUAACAGAACCAGCUCUUUUUUUUUCUUUUUUUUUUCCUUCUGUUUUUUGGUGGGGGUGGGGGUGGGGGUGACUUCUCACCUUGUAAUUCUUUCAAUGCAGUACUUUGUACAUAGAGAGAAACGAAUUAAAAUAUGUUCUCAUUGCGAAAUGUAUGAAUAUGUUGCAGCUUAAUUACCCUGGCUAGCUAUACAUCUCAUUUCAUGGGGACUCUC
Messenger RNA from Diospyros lotus (date-plum), 3803 nucleotides. RefSeq names its product serine/threonine-protein kinase Nek5-like. Lineage: Eukaryota; Viridiplantae; Streptophyta; Magnoliopsida; Ericales; Ebenaceae. The transcript is spliced from 14 exons. The record is from RefSeq and is a predicted model, not a curated record. Gene Ontology annotation, cellular component: cortical microtubule. Gene Ontology annotation, biological process: microtubule-based process; protein phosphorylation. Gene Ontology annotation, molecular function: ATP binding; protein kinase activity. Bases 463 to 3471 code for a protein of 1002 amino acids.